AUGGGGCUGAUGGCCCUUAUUGUUGUUCUUGUCCUCCUUAAUCAAACUUGCAAUACCAAUACCACGGCUGUGGUUCAUUGUCCUCCUUCUUCCUGCGGCUCCAUCCUUAACAUAAGCUAUCCGUUUCAAUUAAUGAGCGAUUCAAAAAACUGUGGCGACCAAAAAUAUAAUCUUUCAUGUGAGAAUAACCAAACACUAGUGUUACACUUAUAUCGUGCAAGAUACUACGUACAACAAAUCAAUUACAACAACAACACAAUCAGAGUUGUAGACCCAGGUAUUGGACUCAACGCUAAUGAGUACUACUCCUUCAUCCCUCAUUAUUCUCUGGACCAAACUAAUUUCAGUUCAAGGGAUCCAUAUCGAAUAACAUUUUUGGUUGGUAUGAUUUUCGUGAAAUGUGAAAAGUCAGUGAAUUCCCGGUAUCAUCUAAACAUUUCUGCUUGCAUUGAGGAUGGAGUAUAUCCCAAUUCCAAGAGGUAUACAUAUGCUCUAUUCGGGUUUGAGCGUGCUGCAGUGGAGUUGGGGGACUUGUGUGAAGUAGAGCAAAUAUCUUUCAUAUCCCAGUCAGAUCGUUAUUAUUAUGAUGACUUGAGAAAUAUUUCCUGUACAGACUUCCACAAUGAAUUGCUACAGGGUUUUGAGCUUUCCUGUUAUUGA
This is a messenger RNA of Alnus glutinosa, 660 nucleotides long. RefSeq lists its product as uncharacterized. Bases 1 to 660 code for a protein of 219 amino acids. Gene Ontology annotation, molecular function: polysaccharide binding. The record is from RefSeq and is a predicted model, not a curated record. The transcript is spliced from 2 exons. NCBI's taxonomy places the organism in Eukaryota, Viridiplantae, Streptophyta, Magnoliopsida, Fagales, Betulaceae.